Molecule: messenger RNA, 900 nt
Organism: Haemonchus placei
Lineage: Eukaryota; Metazoa; Nematoda; Chromadorea; Rhabditida; Trichostrongylidae
Source: the annotation of a GenBank genome assembly
AGCACGUUGAUGGAUUCACUAUUUCGAGACUUAUUGUUGAGAAAACCGCAAGCUGCAGACGAGUACAUAGCUUACCUAAAAACUACUAGAGAUUAUGACGAGUUAACGACCACAUUGUUCGCCCUUGGGAGGAACGCCGAUGCAGCUAUGGUUGAGUUCUCUGCAGCAAUUCGGAAUCAGGUUUCCGAACAAAAGGUACAAGCCUUGAAGAAGUGCGUACGAAGUGGCUUCAGUGAUCCUCUGUUGGCAGCGGAUGCAAACGUUGUUAGUGAUUAUAUCAGCCUGUUAGAGCGGCAGAUGCCAAUUAAUAGUGCCGACGAUCAAAGCAAAAGUACCAUCUUCACGACUUUCCCGAAGAAUGCAUCUCUUGUUGGAAAGUCGGUCAUUGCUACGUACUACUACUGCUGCUUGUACCAUUACGACGAACCAUUGUAUUCCCUCUCAAGCCCAUCCUGUAUUCAAACUAUGUUUCGAUUGACAGACAAGGAAUCGGUUUGGAUCAAUGUGAGCGCGUUGGCAAAACAGAGCAGAUGGCCUGACAUUGAACGAGUUCUCCAACCGAAGUCUCUUCUCGGUGCCAUACAAAGUAGAGCAACAUUGAAUUCGCCGAAGCUGUUUUGUCCGUUUAGUUGGCAGAAUCUGUUUCACAUUCUGUACUUCAACUCGACAGCGCCACCAAAAGAUUUAUCGUGUCGAAUACUGCGUGCUGUAAGCGAUUCUGAUCAACGGCUGAAACUCGCUGAAAAGUACGAUGUGUGUGAGAUUGUCAUCGAGUGUUUGGUAGCGCAAAGGGAUCGUACGAGAUUGUCAGCGUAUGCUAGUAAACUCACGCCUCAUACUCCUGAUGCGUACAAGGCAUUAGCUGCUUUGAAUAGUACGGGUACCAAAUGGAAAAACUAG